AUGGUAGAUUACCUCCGAGAAGAAUUGAACUCCGGCAGAGAUGAGUGCUUUGUAAAGGUCAUAAAUUACUUGGAGGAAAGAAGCCGUGACUACUACAGAAAAUUGUCCAACGCGAUUGGCUCCGCUGAACACUUCCAAAAAUUUCGGAAAUGUUACGAGAAUUCAGAGAUUUUGGAUGGAAUCAAUUUGGACGAUAGUCCACUGCACGAACACCUAUUUGCGAUUCUUGAGUGGCGUGCCUUGCUAGCCACUGAAGUUGAAGCUCUACAGUCUAUGCGCGAGGAAAUUGAAGAUUACCCGAAGGAUUUUGAAAUUCAGAUACGAUUAAGUGAAGCCCUUCACGAGCAGAACCGAUUACGGAGAGAGCUCGAAUCUCUCAGGGACCAAAAUGAGAGGUUGCAAAUGGAAAACAAUGCCUAUAAUGCGAUAAUGGAGGAAGUAAAAAAGGACUUUAACGAAAGACUUGGUGAAGCUAACGACCGUGCAAGAAAAGCGGAAAAGGCCUUUAUAGACUUAACGAGACGCCGAUCCACUGUUCCGAUUGCUGGUUCUACUGUAGUCACUCAGUCGACGGGUGGAUCAAAUUCAGCAGUCCGAAAACGAUCUUCUGAACCUGUGCCCAAUGCUAUGGCCUCGGUUGCAUUUCCAUAUAGGUCGUCAAUGGAUAAAGUUCGUACUAGCUCAAUGCGUUUCAAGGAGUAUAGCACUCUCACCGCGUGGGAAGGCUUUGACUCCUUGGACGAGGACUCGAGCGACGAAAAUGAGGUAGAGGGGGGGGUCGAUUCAGCACUACAAAAGUUGACAGAGUUGGAACCUCAGUCGUCCAGUUCGCCCACUCUGCUACCUGAAGUUUGUCCUCCUUUAAACGAUGUCGUCUCAAAACUCCCGUCCUUCGACGCAAGUCCCAUCAAACCAUCUGGCGGACCAUUCGUCGAAGGCGUGAGUGCAUCCCUAAGCAGUACUCCCAGAAAGUCAUUACCCUCGUCCUUGACGACGCCGCGUCAGACGGAUACCUCUCCACCUCAGCUGGCUGUUGUCGCGCCAGAAUGUCCGUCUGCCGGGAGCUCUGAGACGCGAUACUCCCGUGUUCUCGCGGAGAGCGAGGGGAGUGACGUCGUGGACAGAGCGGCCUACCUCCAGCUCUACGAUGAGGUGCUAGAAUUGCGCUGCGAGCUGGAGAAGGUCCGUGCUAAACCCCCUCCCCCUCAGGCCUCCAUUACAUCCACGCAAGCGAAUGAUUUGGGCCUGACAACGCAGCUAUGUGAUCUUCGUGAUCAGAUCUGUCAGUCCUCAGUUAGGGAAGCGAGCUUCGCGUCACCAGCGCGGGUUGUCGGUGGCGGCGUUCCCAACCCCAUUCCUCUGUCGGAGAACAAGCACUUUACUGACUGGUCUAUCUCCCUCGAUCAGACUAACGCUUCGUGUGUUCAAAUGGACUCCGAGAAGGUUCGCGACCCCGACGAACUCAAAGAGGAGGGUUCACGCACGCCCCGCGCGUCUAUGUGCCUGGUGGUGGAUGUUUCGGGCAGCGAAACGAAGGUGGUGCGCAUUCCCACUCCUCAUCGGUCGAGUUGUCGCAUAAUCUCGGCUCAGGCAACUAUAUCCAUGCCUGAACAUGCCACAACUAUUAGCUUUCGAGUCGAAGAGGAGGAAGGGAAAGUGAAUGAAAGUGGCCGCGAGUUGGGCGAAUCGCUGACUGACUAUGUCACCUCUCCCUCCGAUUCCUCGAUCUCCGAGUCGUUAGCACCGCGAAUAGGCGAUGAUCGCACUACUUCAGUGGGUCAGCAGACGGAGAUGCCCUUCUACUGUUUUAACUGUUCAGUGGACUCCGUAAAUACGCACUCCGGCCUCGUUACCCUUCCGGAGACAAACCCCUCUGCAAUUGGCGAAAAUAUGCUUUCGCCGGCAUCUACCCUGCAAGAACUGAAUGUCGAUUUCUCCGAGUCUACUGCGAGGCAAGGUCCUGCUCCAGGGUACAACGAGCUUAUGUGCUCUCCCAUUCUUGAUCUCGGUAAAAAGAUGUUGGAUGCUUCUUCCGAGUGCCAUCUGGCCACCGAAGCACUCCAGGAGCAAAACCGUCAUUUGUCAGACUCUCUGGCCACCACUGCUUACAUUUGCAUCGGUUUACAGGAACGUCUUUCUGGUGCCCUCUGCGGUGCAGCUUCCCAACCCGGUUCCGGCACCUACACCAAGAAACCAUUGCAGUCUGCUGUUCUGUGUCUGAUUUUGCUUACGUUGUUGAUUUUGGUUGAAGAUUCUCAGCCUACCUAUGAGGUGGAGAUUAUCAAGUUGAGGGAAAAACUCGAGGAGGCCGAGCGACUCUUGGAAGAGAGGCUGCCAAGCGAUUCACGUAUUGCGGCAAUGCGUAUGAGCGAGGUGUUGGAAGCAGAGCGCGAGCAGCUGCAGCGGGAGUUAAACCAGCGCUUAGCGGACUGUGGUAGCACUCACGCCACCUCCGUAGCUGAGUUGGAGCAAGUGCAAGCCGACCUCUCUGCUCGACUCUCUGCCUCCGAGGUGCGUGCCAGCAACCUUGAAAACGAGCGCAAUGCCGUUGUGCAAAAACUCAACGCCACUGAGCGUUUUCUUAAUGAACAACUUCAAGAACGGGAGCAGGAACGCGAAGAAUUUCAGACAGAGGUGUCCGCUCUUCGGGUUGAAAUAGCUGCUCUCCGGGCCAAGUUGGCAGCAUUGGAGAGGCGGCAGUCGCGAGAGUCCUCGUCGGCGUCAUCGUCACUGACUCACACCCCCGCCGUCAGUCCGGGAAAGGCGAAGGUGCGACAGGGCGGAGCACAGACAAUGGCCACUUCCACGCCCACUACACACCAGCGUCCCUGCCCCCCCAUCCCCUCCCUCCUCUCUAUACCGGACUCCUCCGAUCACAGCGAUGUUGACGAUUCGCCUACCUUCGAGCUCGCCCCCACACCCCAAAGCAUAUUGGAUCACCCUUCCGGUCUGCCCACUUUGCACCAAUAUGAUUGGCCUAGCUCUGUUACCACCUCUGCUGCUACUGCUAUCUCUACCCCUUGCCUGUCAAGCUGCCUUGACAGGCCAGUUGUAACAGAUCCAUCCGGACGCACUCCCUCCUCUCCACCCCACUGCGUCCACUUCGACACAUUUGAGUCAAGCUGGAGUGAAGAUAGCGAUUACCACUCGCCUAGCGAGUGUGAAUACUUCAAGCAACUCAUGGCAGUCUGCCGAUUAGAUGCUCUUGAGAUUGAAUUGCACAAGAUUGCCAAUUUGCGGUCGGAGAUCGUUCAAUCAGAGUUGAAUUUAUGUGGGAGUCGUCCUUACAGCGCAGACGAUGCAGCUCUGCGCCAACAGACUCGACCACCGGUGAAACUUACCACCACUUGUGUGGGAGGGUCUCCCAUCGAAUUCGUCGAUGCCUCUGUCUCCGUUCAAACCUCCAUCUCCGGUCGCUCUAACACCUCCACGGAAUUUGACGGCGAUGAUGAUGGUGAUCUUAUCUCUACGGAGGACGAGGUGGAUGAUGUGCAAACGACAACGACCACGGCGGCUGCCAUGGGCGUCGUGACCACGACUGUGACGACAACCACAAAAAAGCGAACCAAUCUGAACGCCGUUCAGAAACGUCGAAGCCGCUCCUCUCGGCACUGCGUGGCAGCUUCGCCGAAAAUAGCAAAUAAUGUCGGCCUGGAUGUGGAAAUGCGUCACGUCGCGGAGAUGGAGGAAUUGCGUGAGGCCCUUACCCUGGCUCAAGCUGCCUUGGCUGAGAAAAACUCAGAAUUGGCAAUCCUGCGGAACCGACUGAACUCUACUCCACAUUCGCCUAUAUCUGAAAAACAGCAGCCUCAAUCCCCCUGCAACAUCUACUCGUAUGCAAGUGCUCGUGUCCAGACCUCGCCCAACGUGUCCCCUGGCCCUGGAGCUUGUUGGUCACGCCAUGGAAUGGCUACUAACUACGUCACUACUUCCGCCCAGACCCCGCAGAUGUCGCCGCGUGGCUCGCGCGAUUCCACCCUCUCACCACCGCCCGUGGUCGACCGCUCUGCCACCUUCUCGAGCUCCUCCAACGCCGAGAUCGUCUCUUCUCCGCCUAGCGGUGCCUCUUCUCAGACUGCUGAUAUUGAUGCGCAAAUAGCUGAUGAGGAAGAGCUCUGCCAACCACCGGAACAAGUUUCCUCUAGUGAGAGUGACCAUCUCGCGGCAGAUUUGGAAGAGGCCAGAGCUGAAAUUCAGGCUCUCAAGGCGGAAAUAAAUGGUCUCAUUAAUUACCAAGACGACUUGCAUAGAGACUUUGAGUUGGUGCAGUCCAUGCUGGAGGAGAGACAGUCAGAGGUGGAACGUCUGCAGAAGGAGCUCCUUGAGGUGCCAAUACUCCUGCAGGGCGAAUUUGACACCUCCGUCCGGAAGCUUCAAAAGAGGAUGAACGAUAAAUGCGAUACUGUGGAGGAGCGCGAUGAAGACCUUUACAUGCUCAACGAGGAAAAGGAGGCCCUUUCCAAUCGCGUGGAUGAGUUAGAGAAGGAGCUGGCAGGCCUACGUUGCAUCACGCCCUCGGGGAGACAAGGCGAGGUCACCCGGGAGGAGACAGCCUCUCAGACUGAUCCGCCUCAUUGGACUGUCGAAUCGGGCAUUCAGGUAGACCUCGAGCGGUCAUCGCCCACUCCCAAGACCCAGUCCUGUGCCGACACCGAUUGUGUCAGUGAGGAGGACCUCCCCUUCGACGGCGACUCCAUCGCCCCCGCACAAACUGCUGCUGUCAACUCGGUUGCACCACCUACUGCAGACGAAGCCUUGGCUUUCGUGGAUCACCUACAGCAAGAGAGUUGCCGCCUUUUGAGCUUAUCCCUCACGGCAGCUCAUUCACAAGCAACACCUACACACGAGGUCGAAUUAGCUGAUCCAAACGACUACAAAUCACAACUUAUCAGUAGGCUCAUUGAGGCCAACCGAACGCUCAAAUCAGUCGUUGAGAAUAUCGUUAAGGAUCCGUUACGUCAAGGUAGCCAAGCGGAGCCUGUCGUGACAGAUGAAUCAACGGUUCCUGUACCGACGAGCCGAGACUUAUCGAGUCAGUUAUAUUCCAGUCUACUUUUGGCUCUCCUAGCGGAUCGUAAGGCAAAUUUGUUGCUUAUCACCUCAACCACGAUCGAUCGAGCCUCGAACGCUGCUCUUGGUGGAGUUUUGGCUCGCCCAAGACCUAGUAGACCAAAGACUGCUUCGCAGGCCGACAUUAAUGACGUGUUGAAGACACUGACUGACUAUGCUGCCGCAGAGGAAGAGCACUGGAAUGUGCUUUCCUCGGCACUAGUGUCUGAUCGAACGAACCUUCUCACCAAUUUAGACUCUUUGAAAAUGUGCCAGGAAUCACUCCUCGGUGAAGUGGCUAGCCUGACCAACCAAUUGGCAGCUCGAGAUGCCUCGUUGACCGAGAAAUCGACCGUUGUGAACGAGCUGUCUGCGGAGCGGAGAAUUCUUGAAGCGACGGUUUCUGGGCUCAGGAAGGAACUCACUGACGUAAAAGCCGAAAAUGAGAACCACUUUAUGCUGUUUAGACGUCAGAUUAGCGAAGAGCGUCAGCAUGUCGCAGAAUUGGAGUCUACACUCCGAGCCUCUCAAAGUGCUUUGAUUCAAACUCGUGAGCAAGUGGCAUCUCUCGAAAGCGAUCUGCAGAACUCCUCUGCAAAGGUGCGAUUGGAACAAAAUCGAAGUCACUUAGCAGAAACCCGAAUCGCUCAAUUGGAACAAGAGAUCAAGGCUUUAAAAUCAUCGUAUGUUCGCCUGGGUCCAAAGUCACAUGUCAACGGUGGCAUCCCCACACUACAAGCUUCCAGUUUAAAGAAGAAUGAAUUAUCUACAGUCACUGUCUCUAAUCAGCUUGCAUCAGUUCGGCUUCAAGCUAUUCGGGCAGAGAAAAUGUCUCGUGAAUUGCACGCUUGUAAUGAGGAUUUGCGAGUCUCGCUAGCCGAGGCGGAAUUGGCGUUGCUGCCAAUAUGUCUUGGUAAAGAGAACGGUCAUCUCGGUGGUAGCAGUGGUGGCAGUGGCAGCACCAGCGGAGAUGACGAGAGCCCCUUCAGCGGCGAGGUGGUCAACCGUCCACUGCCGAAGCAACUCACCGACUCGGGCUUCGCCGACGCACCGGCUGGUCUGCGACGCCUCCACCUCGCCUGUAUGCGGCUAAUGCACCUCGCCUCCUUAGCCACAGGCGACCAAUCCACGCCUUCUCCUGCCGCCUCCUCCUCGUCCUCGGACAGCCUCAACAACCCCGCCGAGUUGUUGCGUCAUGCCAUCCUCGGCGGUAAGAAGGCCGACUUCUUGGAACAGUCUGGUGUCGCGGAGAUCUGUGCUUGUCUUGCUGAGAUUGAGUCCCAUGUGCGCAGCUUAAUUGGUGGUCCCGUUGUCAAUUUUCAAACUUUUUCUUCCGUCUCUACUGCUGCUGCCAACGCUCUUCUCGCGCAGGCGAAACAGCUCAUCCUUAACGGAGUCGCUCAUUUGGACUCAGGGUUGGCUAAAAUUGCAGGUUCAACGGAUAAUGUUUUAAUAUGUCAUUUGCCUUCCGAGAGUAAAUCAACGCAGUGCUCUCUCCUCGCUAAUCACCAGGCCUCAGGAGAUUCGCGCUCAGUCUCCCUUGAGAAGUUCCGCCAUAUGUCGGCGCGCUACCUGCGCAUGGAGUCGUACCGACGGGCGCUGGUUUAUCAGAAGCAGUACCUCUUGCUGUUACUGGGUGACUUCCAGCACUCGGUGCAGCGGGUAACAGCAAGCCUUGGCCAGGGUCUGCUGAUGGGUACCUCCAGUCGACAGGACAUGGAGGGCAAUCCCCUUCCCUCGCAGCACUGGCCCCUUGACUCUCCUCCGGCGCUAGUUCGCUUCCGCGCUGCUGCUCGCUGCAUCAUGAUCAUCCUCAGAGUGAAACAGCUGCGUCUGAAGUGGCAGCGGACGGGCAUUCGCAACCACGCACCGCUUUUUCCCCACUCCAUAAACAGUCGGACGUCGAACUCCAGUUUCACUAAUGUUGACACCACCUCCUCCACCCUCGUGGCGGUUUCAAACCCCAACGACGACAUUCUCCCUCACCAGAGACACUCUACUGCCUCGCUCUCUUCUCGGCCCUCAAAUAGGUCUUCCCUCUCCCCCCAGUCAGAGCAGUUGGAGUCGGCAUUGGCUCUGAACCGUCGAAACUACCCAACCCCAUCUACUGCACAACCCUCACGUCCUUCCUACCCUCAGAGGGAGCAAGUGGAUGCGUCCAGCUCUUUCCAUCAGCACCACCGUGUCCCCCCAUCAACCCCUCCUGGAACCCCUUCUGAUGGCCGUUUCCGCUGUGGCCCCUUCAGGGGUUAA
Echinococcus granulosus is the source of this 7302-nucleotide messenger RNA. Its product is annotated as Pericentrin. Lineage: Eukaryota; Metazoa; Platyhelminthes; Cestoda; Cyclophyllidea; Taeniidae. The transcript is spliced from 36 exons. The record is from RefSeq and is a predicted model, not a curated record. The coding region runs from base 1 to 7302 and encodes 2433 amino acids.